Molecule: messenger RNA, 4655 nt
Organism: Chrysemys picta bellii (western painted turtle)
Lineage: Eukaryota; Metazoa; Chordata; Testudines; Emydidae
Gene: ATG4A
Product: autophagy related 4A cysteine peptidase
Molecular function (GO): protein-phosphatidylethanolamide deconjugating activity
Source: RefSeq, a predicted model, not a curated record
CAGCGGGGCUGAGCGUCCCCCUCACCGCAGAACUACAACUCCCAGCGUGCUCCGCGGCCGCCGCCGUGUUGUGUGUCCGCUGGGAGGCGGCGAGGAUGGUGACAGCGGGAGGAUGGAGUCCGUUUUAUCCAAGUAUGAAAACCAGACCACUGUCUUAUCGGAAUACCUAGAAGAAUUUCCAGAAACAGAUGGGUCAGUGUGGAUCUUGGGAAGGCAAUACCACCUUAAGACAGGCAAAUCUAAAUUAUUGUUGGAUAUAAGUGCUCGUCUGUGGUUUACAUACAGAAAAAAAUUUUCACCAAUUGGAGGCACGGGCCCUUCAUCCGAUACUGGCUGGGGAUGCAUGCUGCGAUGUGGACAGAUGAUGCUGGCACAGGCUCUGACUUGCAGGCAUUUAGGAAGGGAUUGGCUUUGGGAGAGACACAAAAAACAACCUGAGGAAUAUCACAAGAUCUUGCGAUGCUUCAUAGACAGAAAAGAUUGCUGUUAUUCUAUCCAUCAAAUGGCACAGAUGGGUGUAGGAGAGGGGAAGUCGAUUGGAGAAUGGUUUGGACCAAAUACAGUUGCACAAGUGCUAAAAAAGCUUGCUUUAUUUGAUGAAUGGAAUUCUUUAGCAGUUUAUGUAUCUAUGGACAAUACUGUGGUCAUUGAAGACAUCAAGAAAAUGUGUUGGUCCCCUCCUCAGAGCAGCAGUGCUGCACGUGGCACCAUGCUCUCACACAGAAGUGCUCUCAGUCAAAACAAGAACACAGCAGGGUUUUGCUCAGGCUGGAAACCUCUCUUGCUCAUUAUACCUCUACGACUGGGGAUAAAUCACAUCAAUCCGAUUUAUAUUGAUGCUUUUAAAGAAUGUUUUAAGAUGCCACAGUCUUUGGGGGCAUUAGGAGGGAAACCAAAUAAUGCCUACUAUUUCAUAGGAUUUUUAGGAAACGAGCUCAUCUAUUUGGACCCUCACACCACUCAGAUUUUUGUAGAUUUGGAGGAAAACGGUAUGGUUGAUGACCAGAGCUUCCAUUGUCAGCAGGCCCCACAUCGAAUGAAGAUCAUGAAUUUGGAUCCCUCCGUAGCAUUAGGCUUCUUUUGUAAAGAAGAAAAAGACUUUGAUAACUGGUGUAGUCUUGUACAAAAGGAGAUUCUGAAGCAGCAGGGUCUUCGGAUGUUUGAGUUAGUUCAAAAUCAUCCAGCCCAUUGGCCUCCUUUCAUACCUCCAGCAAAACCAGAAGUGACGACGUCAGGAGCAGAACUUAUUGAAUCUACCGAUAAACUGCUUGAAUUGGAAGAAGAAUUUGAAAUCCUGAGUGUAUGAAGGAAGCUAUGGUGAUUUUUCUGUGUUGAACAUAUUGCAUUGACUUCAGACAAACAGCCAUUCUAGCCCACAAGUGCCUGAAAUUAUGGACAACAGAGCACAAAACCAUAGCAGCACCCAAAACUCAGACAGUGACAGUUUAACAAGAUCUUCCCUGGGUGGAAAGAGCAGCAAAGAUCCCAUUGGCAGACACGUAAAGGGAAUUUCUGCUUCCAGCAUGCAUCUUAUUUGAAGACAAAUGGACCUUUUGAGAUGAAGGCAAAAACAAUAUAUUAAAGUAAAGACUAUGGUAUAUCACUGGGCUCUACCUUUGAAGAAAGGGAUGACUCAAAUGGAUAUUCUUGCUCUCUUAUGCAAUUGUGUAGUCCUUUAAAAAAAGCAAAAUGGCGUUGAGUUAAGGGAGGAUGUUUACUUCUGUUCCCUCCUGUGGGCUGCAUCAUAGGAAUAAAUUCAUCAUCUUGUUUAAAAGAUCAACUGGAUCAGGAGAAAAUUGUUUCCUUGUUAAAUAUUUUAACAUGUAUUUGAGCAACCACACUUUUUAUUACAAAAAUGUUUCUGUAAAAGGAACUAUGUCUAAUGUAUACAUUUGGAACAGCCUUCCUGUUUCUGGGAGACCUAAAACAAACAGGAGACUCAAUUCGUUGAUAUAGAUCACGAUCACUGCUAUAGUUACGACCUAUUUCACCUUGACCUUAAAACUUAGGUUGAUGAUUUUUGUUAAAACAAGAAGUCAAAGGUGGUUUUUUUUAAACUGUAUCUUAUUUAUUUUAAAAUAGAUUUAUUUACACAAGUUUCUCUGUAACAGCACUUUAUCUGUGCAUCUAAUAAAUUUCUUAAGCUUUUCAUAGGCUACUUGCUAUAGUUUGUGAAUUUGCUUGCACAGACCAUAAAUAUAAAACAAAAAGUUAUCCCAAACUGAUGAUACACAAAUUAUUUAAGGUCCCUGAUUCUGCCUUGUUACCUUAUCAAUUCUAUUUUGGUAAAAGUACCUUAGAUAUACAAGUCCCUAGCAGAGUUAUGUAGUUAGAUAUUUAUUUAAACUGAGGAUAUCUCUAGUAGCUUUGAGAACAAGGGUUCAGAAAUAUCAAGCCCUUACUGUGCACAAGGGCUUUUAAUGAAUUCAUGAGUCGCAUUUUAUGUUUCCUAAAAACACAAUUCCCAUCUGGAUGAGGCCUGGUAUGGUGCAGUUAACAUGAAAAUCUCCCAAUUUCAUUCUUCACAAAUAGAUGAGAAUACUGGGCCUAAGCAGGAGAUGUGCCGAGUACUUGCAAAACCCAAGUGAAAUGAGAUGCUGGUGCUUAGCAUCUGCAGAACAGGAAAACAUGACUUUCAAACAAAAAUAAUUACCCAGACCAACAGUUAAUGUCUUGUUUGCCUUUAUUAACCACAGUUUGGAAACUGAACAUUAACAAAAGGAGAUGUCACCGCACGCUGUUUUAAAAAACAACAACUGUGAUGUCUCCCCAACUAGUAUUCAUUUAAGACCAUAACUAUGCUUGGUGCCUUCCAGACAAAAGUGAAAAUGCAGCCCCUGCUGUGAAAAGCGUACAUUCUAAAGGAUGACAUCUACACAGAAAAGGGAAGUACCCGCUAGAUGACUGAGCAAUGAAGCUAGGCAUAUAUCAUCCUCAGUCCAUUCUUUUUUUUUUUAUUGCCCUCCUGUUAUCUUUCAUUACGUAAACACAACUCAGAGGUGAAAUCUGAAGUUGACACUUUUCCAGGAAGCCUGUAGUGAGCAGCAGCUGGAAGGAGAGGGGGUAAAUACAGGGUUGAUUGGAAGAAGGUCUGGAGAUAGGAGUGGAAGAAGAUCAGACUGUGGCCCUGAUCUUGCAAAGACAUGCUUGUGCUUAACAUUACCCAUCAGGGUGAAAUCCUGGCCCUACUGAAGUCAAUGGAAGUUCUGUCACUGAAAGCAAUGAGAUUACACACAGUGCAUAAAGCUAAACAAGUACAUAGACCCUGCUCCUGAAAAGACAUAUGUGUAUUUCAGUCAUGUGCAUCCAGAGCAGAACCCGCUUUUCCUCACCCCUCCCCUCAACAUCCAAACAAAUAAGCUGGUACCAGACCUGGUGCUUCUCCUGCUGGCACCUAAUGAGUAGAAUGGGUGACAAAUAAAAAUGUUUUCCACAAAUAUUUGAUCAAAUUUUUAAAACAAACUGGAGUUAUUUGAGUUUUACUGACACCACUAUUUGCAGAAAGUGAAAUUCAAAGUCAAAUACCAUGCGAAUUAUCGGAGCCCUCCCAACUAAAACACAGCUCAGGUAUCUGACAUGGAUGCAUCAUCAAACUAUGGAGUGAAAAAACAAGAUGUUUGUUGAAUAAUUCAAAGUUGUGAUUGAUAUUUUGCAAGCAGAAAGAGGCUACAUCAAAGAAUAAAUUGUUGACUGCAAGUUAUUGGCUCAGCUCCAAUUGGGCUCAACCAUGCAAGGGUCUUGAGUACCCUGACCACGAUCCAGCAAAACUCUUAAGCUUGUGAGUAGUCCGAUUGAAAUCAAUGAGCCUACCUGUGUUUUUAAAUUCAACCACGUGCUUUAGUGGAUCAAGGUCAGAGUUCUAAGUACCCUGCUAGACUAAAUCAAUAAUAAAGAAGAGUGAUUAAGUCUUUGUCCUGGUUCAGUAGCAACUUUCUGUAGAGUUUUGUCUUUCAAUUAAAAAAAAAAAGGAAUUUACAAGGCCCUCACUUCAGAUCCUCUAAAAUGCUGAUACCUCUGGGUAUCGCCAACCUCACUGUAGAAAGAAGCUGAAAUUAAUAGCUUUAGCCUUAGUUAAUUCUCAACAUGGACAUAUUGUAUUUAUGGCUUUCCCUUAGACUAUACAGGAAAAUAGAAAUUGAGUACUACUGAUUGUAAUUAUAACCUGAAGGAACUGUGUGACUAUUUAACAGUGCAUUAGAAAUACAGUAAUGUGUUUUUUAACUAGUAGAAAUAAAGCCCAGUGGAUGAGGAAUACAAUACAGGUGAUUUUAGCUGUAAAAAAAAAUGUACAUCCAACAACUGCUUGUUUCUGUGUUUCCAUAACCUUGAAUGCUAAAUAAUAAGGCUUCUACAUUUUAAAAUAUACACAAUUUGAAUACUUACAAAAAAAACUGUUCCAAAGCUACCUCGGAAAGAUGAUUUCAUACGUACUGUAAUAGACCCAGGCCAGUUAGGUACAGCAGAUUAGUAGAAUGCAGAUAUACUGGCCACUGGAUAAGCAGUUUUCUGUUCCCUGACUGACCAGAGCGGGGGCUGCUCCAGGCUAGGGUGGAUGCCUGACUCUAAUUAACCAGGUGAGGCUGUUAAGCUAAUGUGAACACCUGACUCUAAUUAAGGCCCCUCUGAUACUGUAAAUGGGCUCACUACCAUCAGGC